Messenger RNA from Ictalurus furcatus (blue catfish), 1498 nucleotides. Its product is annotated as G2/mitotic-specific cyclin-B3-like. The record is from RefSeq and is a predicted model, not a curated record. Gene Ontology annotation, biological process: mitotic cell cycle phase transition; regulation of cyclin-dependent protein serine/threonine kinase activity. NCBI's taxonomy places the organism in Eukaryota, Metazoa, Chordata, Actinopteri, Siluriformes, Ictaluridae. Bases 209 to 1498 code for a protein of 429 amino acids. The transcript is spliced from 12 exons. Gene Ontology annotation, cellular component: cyclin-dependent protein kinase holoenzyme complex; centrosome; nucleus. Gene Ontology annotation, molecular function: cyclin-dependent protein serine/threonine kinase regulator activity.
GCUUAGAGCAGCGUCUAGUUCAAAUUUUGUGUUUUCAGAAUCGUAAAAAUGUGUAAGGAUUAAAUUUCUCACCGAUUUCAUGUUUAAAAUUCUAGAUUGAGAUUUAGAUCCUGUAUCCAGCAGUCGGUCAGAUGAGGUGAGAUGAGAGGUUUCAGACUGAAGGAUAAAUUUCACAGAGAACUGAAAGAUCGGUGUGUGAUUAGACAUCAUGCAGAGCAGAACACACUGCUGUAAGUCUAAAGCUCGGGGUAUAGGGAAUGGAGGUGAUAAUCAGGAAGAUGUUCAUCAUGUGAAAAGAACCCCAUCCUCCCCACAAGGUGCUCCCAAAAAAAGAUCUGCCUUUGUUGACCUUACGAAUACCAAAAAAGUCCAGAAUGACGGCCGUGUCAAGAACGGCAAAGCGGUCAAGAAGACACCGACGAGCAAAGUGGUUAUAAAAGCGAACAACAACCUGAAAGUAUCUAAACAACCGUCAUCUGAGGAGCAGUGCAAAAAAGCUGAGGAGCAGCUGGAGCAGCUGGAGCAGCUGGAGCAGCUGGAGCAGGUGGAGCAGCUGGAGCAGGUGGAGCAGGUGGAGCAGUCGAUAUCAACAGACACUGGUGCAUCUCUUCCUAAGGAGCAGCCUGAAGUCCAAGAACAAAAGAUACCAGAAGAGUUUGAUGUUGAUAAGGAGCAAGUUGGGGACUGUUUGACGAGUCCGGAGUACGCUAAAGAUAUUUUUGACUACCUCAGAAAUAGAGAGGAGAAAUUUGUCUUGACUGAUUACAUGCACACUCAGCCGGACCUGAACGGAAGUAUGAGAGGUAUACUGAUCGACUGGAUGGUGGAAGUCCAGGAAAAUUUCGAGCUGAAUCAUGAAACCCUGUACCUGGCGGUGAAGCUGGCGGACCACUACCUGUCUGUCACAGAGGUGAGGAGAGCGUCCCUGCAGCUCAUUGGCUCCACAGCUAUGCUCAUCGCCGCCAAGUUUGAAGAGCGCUGUCCUCCCGGCGUCGAUGACUUCCUGUACAUUUGUGAUGACGCCUACAAGAGACAAGAAUUCCUCGUUAUGGAAAGGAAAAUCCUCCAAGCACUUAACUUUGAUAUUAACAUCCCUGUGCCGUACAGAUUCCUCAGGCGUUACGCAAAGGUAGCUCAUGUUAGCAUGGAGACGCUAACUUUAGCACGCUAUGUGUGUGAACUGAGCCUGCUGGAGCUGGAGUUGGUACCGGAGAGAGCAUCGCGCUUAGCGUCCGCCUGCCUCCUGCUUGCCCUCAUCACCAACCACCUGGGAGGAUGGACGGCGGCGCUGCAGUACCACAGCGGCUACACACUGGGAGAACUGGGCCCGCUGGUGAGGAGCCUGUACGCCAUGCUGGCCAGUCCUGCAGACGAGAACCUCAGAGCUGUGGAGAACAAGUACUCUCACAAAGUCUUCUUUGAAGUUGCGAAACUUCCGCUGGUGCACAUCGAGACGUUAGAAGAGACGCUAUCUGAACCUGGCUUUACUCUGGGUUAA